AUGAAUCCUCAAUAAGCAAGCAAUAAAGAUAAAGCUAAGCAGCAUUUCAAAAUAUCAGAAUUUAUUUUAGAAAAACUAUUAAAUGAUUUUGGCUAGAAGCCUAUUGACAGAAGAGUAUUAAAUUUAUUUAACUAAGUUAAUAACUUGCUAUGUAAAUGAUUAUAAAUCUAAAUAUUCAUCUUACAACGAACAAGGUGUAAGAUAACUAAAAAGCGAACUUAAAUCUGCAUUACUGAAGUCUGAUUCUGAAAAAGAAUAGAUAAUGGCGAGUCUUAUUAGCAACCUUAAUUCUUAAUUGUUACAAAAGGAUUAACUACCAAAUGUAAAGAAAUAGAAGAAUAACAGAAAUGCUUAAAUAACCACUCUUACACAAGAACAGAAUAAUCAAAACAAUAAUUUGGCUGGCCAUGAAAUACAUAGACAAGAAUCUUUCCCCUCUGAGAAUCGAUAGAAGUCCAUUUAUGAGAUUGAAGAUGAUAACUAAGAUGAGUGGGCAGCCAUUAUUAAAUAUGAUACAGCAAAAUAUUAAAAGGAGUAAUUAGAAACAAAGAAGAAAUAAUAAAUUAUGAAAUAAAAGUUAAAAGAAGAUUUGGAUAAACAAUUAUAAGAAAAGGAGUAAUAAAAGAGAGAAGAGGAAAUGAAGGAAGCACUAUAUGCUUAAUAAAAUUAGUAGCGUAAAAUUGAAUUUGAAUAAUUGGAGAAAUAGAAAAAGGAAUCAUAAAAACAUAAAUAAUUUGAGGAGAAAAAGUUAAGAGAUGAACAAGUACAACUUGAAAAACUGAGAAAGUAAACAACUUAGAAUUAUAUCUUAGAAAGGAGAUCUAAAUGUAGUCUAAAUUAAAGGAGGAUGAAAUUUUAUAACAAUUAAAAAAUGAAAUCAAUCGAGAGUCUCUUGAACUUAACAAAAAACGAUAGGAAUAAAAGGAAAAAUUCUAAUAAAUACUUAAGGAGAAUGAGUUACUCAGAUAAAAGGUAAUUUCUGAUUAAAUUUAUAAAGGCUUAAGAUGAUUUGAAACAAUAAAGAGAUCUUGAUUAGAGGGUACAACAAUUAGAGUUAUAGAGGUAGAUUCAAGAGGAUGAAAAGAGGGAGAAUUAGAAAAAGGAAAGGGAAGAAAAGAUUAAAUAAUUCAUGAGCAAUUAUAGCUUUUAAGUGCUUAGUAAAUAAUAAGAGCAGGAGGAAAACGAAGGAAAAUAUUUAGUAGAAUAAUUAAAGAAAUAAGAACAAUUAGAAAAGCAAUAAGAAUAGGAAAAGAAAUAAAAAGAGAAACAAAAAAUGGAAUUGAUUAAAGAAUAAUUGUAAUUGCAAAUCCAAUAAAAAUAGCAAAAAAAAUUAUCAGAAGAGGAACAAUAAAAGAUGUUAUUCAUUCAAUAACAACUUGAUCUACUAAACUUCUCAUAGAAGCAGUAAGAAAAAUAGGAAGUAAGUUAUUAUGCUAUAUGCUUCAUAGUCAAUCAGGAAAAGUCGUAAAUAGAACUAAGAUGAUAUUAAAAAAUAGAUUGAAGAAUCAAGGAAUAAAAGUUUGCAUGAAAAAAUGUCAAAGCUGGAGUUACUCUAAAAUAAAAGACUCUUAAAGAACAUAGCAAAUGAUUAAGAGAUAAAAACUAAAUUUAGAAAAGUCAAUGUCUCUAUAAAAUGA
Messenger RNA from Paramecium octaurelia, 1637 nucleotides. The record is from the annotation of a GenBank genome assembly. NCBI's taxonomy places the organism in Eukaryota, Ciliophora, Oligohymenophorea, Peniculida, Parameciidae.